AUGAGUGAUUACGAUUCUUUAACACAAAAUAAAGCAUUUUCCAUUGAGGAAAUAUACGGAAGCGAUAUAACAGAUGAAGAGAAUAAAUUAAUUAUUGAAUUUAUGCGGAAUAUGGUUAAUGAAAGGAAUUCCCUUCCAAAUAAUGUAAAUAUAGAGAUAAAUGUGUUAAAUAAUAAUGAUAGUAACAAUAAAAAUUUUUGUAAUAAAACACACAACUUACUCAACAUUUUGAAUAAAUAUACCUUAAAAGAAAAGUUAGAUGAGAAAUAUUUAAAAAAUGAAAAUAAAAUAACUUGGAAAAGUAACAUUGUUGAAUAUAUAAAUAGAUUAAGAUAUUAUAUUCAUAAAAAAUAUAAUCGAAAUGUAAUUGAUACAUUUAAAUAUAAUUCAUGUAAUUGUUCUAUAUUGUCUUCCUUACAAAAAGAUAAUGAUUUAAUACAAAUAUUUUCUUCACAAGUUUUUUGUGUACAUUUAUAUAUUUAUGGUAUUAAUUAUAAGCAAAUCAUAUAUUAUAUUGAUAUAAUAGCCAACCACUUAAAUAAUAAUAAUAACGAAGCAAAUUUUAUUUUUUUUUUAUGGUUAAUAUAUCUACUAAUAUUAUUGGAUUCAUUACAGGCACUUGAUUCCAAUGUUUCUUCAAACUUACAAAUAAUAAAACGUUUUUGUAUAAACAAAAUUGAAAACCCCGAUCCAAAUUAUGUUGAAUCCAAGCAAGAUAAUUUUUUAAGUUUCCUAAAAAACUUUUAUUGUACCUCUAAAAAUAUGAAUAAUUAUAUUCCUUCAUAUUACACAGUAGAUAUAUUUUAUGUUAUAUAUAUAAUUAUUACUGAUAUAUUUAAUCAAAAAUGA
Molecule: messenger RNA, 849 nt
Organism: Plasmodium falciparum 3D7
Lineage: Eukaryota; Apicomplexa; Aconoidasida; Haemosporida; Plasmodiidae
Source: RefSeq, a predicted model, not a curated record